AAAGUUGUUUUGUUUGGGAAAUUAAAUGGCGUCACAGCAAGAAAAAAGGUCAGAACUCGAUCGGAGGGCAAAGGAAGGAGAAACUGUAGUUCCUGGUGGUACUGGUGGCAAAAGUCUUGAAGCUCAAGAGCACCUUGCUGAGGGGAGGAGCCGAGGAGGGCAGACGAGGAAGGACCAGUUGGGAAGUGAAGGGUACCAGGAAAUGGGACGCAAGGGAGGUCUAAGCACGGGAGACGAGUCUGGUGGUGAGCGUGCUCAACGUGAAGGGAUCGAGAUUGACGAGUCAAAGUAUAAGACCAAGGGUUAAAUAAAUUAGAUAGUACCGGUCGUCUCCCUUGUGUUAAUAAAGGGUGUGCCUAGCUAGUUCUUAGGAUUUAUGUUUCGACUCUUUUUAUUUCCAGUCCUGUUUAGUACUGUAGCUGGGUACUAACGUCUACCUUUUCUUUCUUAUAUAUGUGCUACGUAUUUCUUUGGGUGUAUUUCGUCUUUUGACUUGGA
Molecule: messenger RNA, 498 nt
Organism: Solanum tuberosum (potato)
Lineage: Eukaryota; Viridiplantae; Streptophyta; Magnoliopsida; Solanales; Solanaceae
Product: em protein H5
Exons: 2
Coding region: 26-307 (93 amino acids)
Biological process (GO): response to abscisic acid
Cellular component (GO): cytosol
Source: RefSeq, a predicted model, not a curated record